AUGACCAGCAGUUUGGAGGCCUUCCAGGAGCCGCUGAUGCUCCGGCUGCUCCACGAGCACGACGGCGAGCUCGGGCCGGCUGAGGGCCGCGAGAGACGUGAGGAGCCCGAGGAGCCGGACGAGCCCGAGGAAGCCGAGGAGCCCGACGAGCCCCCGGAGCCUCACGUUCCCCACGGGUCCCGCAGACCCGCCGAGCCCUGCGAGCCCCAGCACGCGCCCCACCGGCGCCGCGAGCCCCCGGCGCCCCGCGCCUGCCGAGAAGCCCGCCAGCCCAAAGUCCUGUGGCCGUGCUCGGUGCUGGUGUCGCCCUCUCUGAUCCGCAGAGCCUCGCCCCGGCCACAAGCAGGGAGCUGGAUGGGAAUGAAUCCUGUUACCUGUGACUUUGUAAAGAAAAGUUUCAUUUCCAGGAAGCGAAUGCAAGACCUUUCUAGGCCUAAAAGACAAUGGGGAACACCAGAUAGGAAGCUGUUUUGGGGUAAUCAGGAUCCUAUCCGCCCUGUUUCCAGGAGCGCAUUGGCAGCUCAGCUCACCCACAGGCUCGAGGAUCUCUCUCAGCCCAAGAAACUCUCCCAGCACUAUGUGCCAAACAGGGAUCAAUAUUACUAUAGCUGUGGAAGAGCGUCUGUCAUUUGGAAGAUCUCUCCUCCUGCGUUGUUUUCCCAACCUUCUAGAAGGAUCCAGAGACUGUCCCAACCCAAUAGGUUCAAAAUGCAGUGUCUGCUGGACAGGCCCUUCAGCGACUUCUCGACGAUCAGAGAUUCUCUCCGAAUCUCUGACCCCUCGCCCCGGAUCUUACGACUCUCCAUAGCCAAAGGCACCAACCCAGACUACCUUCCUCCAAAAGACAUUAAAACCAAGAUACCAAUUUCUACCCUGCACGCAAUUGCAACUCCAAGAAUCGUGGACCUGGCGCACCCGAGGAGGAAGCUGGAGGGGCUGUGCUACGAGCGGGAGCGCAGCGAGAGGCCCAUCCGCCCGGUAGCCCUCGCCGCCCUGCUCGCCACGCCUAGCCCUCGGAUCACAGCGCUAGCCAAGUCCAGGCCGCUUCACCAGGAGUAUCUGCCGGCUCGCAGCGCGUGCUGGUCGGUAUCCCACGCAGCUGCUCACUCCAAAGUGUCUCCCAGAGUUCAGGAGCUCGCCAGUCCCAGUACGAGGUCACCAGUGCACGUUGUGUAUUAUGACCCAGACGUCUUCAAAGUCAAACCGCAGGCCUUGAAGGCACAGUGUUCUCCGAGGGUCCAGGAACUGGCACAACCUCUUACACGCUAAGUCCACCGGACACCACUCACCUGUCUCAAAUGCAGAGAAAAUACCUCACAUGGCUCCCUACUCUGGGAUGUCACUUCCUAUAGACCCAAUUUGGGCCCAAGAAUGUGGGCCCUGGGGACCACCACUGUCAUGGGCAGGUAGCCCAGUUUCCCAGGAUGGUAUCUUGAGCCAAGUCUGGGACGUCUGGCAUGCAAAUAA
Messenger RNA from Ochotona curzoniae (black-lipped pika), 1467 nucleotides. RefSeq names its product theg spermatid protein like (gene SPMAP2L). The record is from RefSeq and is a predicted model, not a curated record. The coding region runs from base 1 to 1269 and encodes 422 amino acids. The transcript is spliced from 10 exons. NCBI's taxonomy places the organism in Eukaryota, Metazoa, Chordata, Mammalia, Lagomorpha, Ochotonidae.